Lactuca virosa is the source of this 956-nucleotide messenger RNA. The record is from the annotation of a GenBank genome assembly. Lineage: Eukaryota; Viridiplantae; Streptophyta; Magnoliopsida; Asterales; Asteraceae.
UGAUAAUAACUGAGUUGCACAGCUCACCGCCUACCACGAUUCACUUUCCUGAAUUACAUGGCGACGAACGGUGGAACUGUCAGGGACGCAGCCGCUCGACGGCGGCGAAUCGCCGAGAGAGGAGCGGAGCGUUUGGCUCUCAUCACUGGUCGUGCCCAGUCCACAUCAUUAUCAUCAUCUCCGUUGCCUCCUUCUGUAGUCGAGUCGCAUCACUCUUCUACUGCACCAUGCCCUCCUUCCAUUCCUCGGAAUCCUGAUCAAUUUCCUCUCUUAGAUGAACACAACGAUUCCCCUUCAAUCACAAAGCCUGCAAUUGAUGAUGUCCAAAUAACCAAAACAUCUGUAGAAGCAUCUUCAUCACCCAUCAAAACACAAUCUUUUCCCAAUCCCACCACAAUAACAGAACAACCUCCAUCAAUCUCAACCUCAAACAAGUCAAAAUCAAAAACCAAUCUUGGUCAAACUCUCACCCCUAAUAGGCUACGCCCUGCUAUUACAUCAUCACAAAACACCCGAACAUACUGUUCAAUCAUAGCUGCCCUGUUAGUCCUAUUAUCAUAUGCAGGCUUCCCUAUUCUGGGCAACAACUCUAUAAAGUAUAUCAUACUUUCAAGGCCACUUGUUCUACUUCUAUUGACCAAUAUAACCUUGGUGGUUGCACCUGUUCUCUUGGAAAAAGUCAACCGGGAAGGACACAGGGGGUCUUUGACUGGUGAGGUGGGUGGUUUUGGUGAUCAGUUGGGUAUGGCUUUGGAGUGGGGUAUGUUGAUGAAAAGUGGUUUAAGUGCUUUGUUCAUUGAUUGUAGUAUUUACUCAGUGGUUCUUGUUUGUGGUAUGUCCUUUCUGAAGAAAUUUGGGUGGUAGAAUACAUUGUUUAUGAAUCUUGAUGUGUUUUAGUCAGAUUUAUUGUUUUCUUCUUUUGAAAUAGAGAAUGUGAUUUCAUUGUAUCAAGUUGC